This is a messenger RNA of Nelumbo nucifera (sacred lotus), 1490 nucleotides long. RefSeq lists its product as uncharacterized. Gene Ontology annotation, molecular function: methyltransferase activity. The record is from RefSeq and is a predicted model, not a curated record. NCBI's taxonomy places the organism in Eukaryota, Viridiplantae, Streptophyta, Magnoliopsida, Proteales, Nelumbonaceae.
ACCUCACACUCAACUUCUGUUCCUCUGUGUGUGUGUGUGGAAACAAUGGCGCUCUACGCACCUGCGAUUGCGAACCAAUCGAAGCUCUGUAACGGCUCUCGCGUCUUCCCCACCGAAACCAUAAUCGAUGGGAGAAGAAGCAGAAGAAGAGGCAGUUCUUUUGUACAGAUGGCGUCUCCACAAGUAUCGACCAGCUUCGGUGGAAACAUGGCUGCGUUCGAGGAAGGAAAGCUGGAGCGUCCCAGGUGGGUCGGAGAAACUCCUCUCUCCCGUCUUGUGGGGGCUCUCAUCUCCUUCAGGCCUCUAUUUUCAAUCAUGAAGCUCGGUGCCAGACAAGUUCUGAUAAGUACUGCUGAGAAGACGAACAUUCCAUGGCGGAAAAUGACGGAAGAGAUUCUGGAUUCGGAGGUUUAUAAGGAGUUGGAUAGCAUCCAAGACUCCUCUGUCGUAUAUCCCGACUAUUAUUUGAACCCAUUCCAUGCAUAUGAUGAGGGAAACCUUUCCUGGUUGGCUGCAGCAGAAGCAGAAGCUGCAACUAUGUCAAUUGCGAAACGAGCAGUACCUCAUACUUCUUCAGUGGAUGAAGCAUAUGAAAUAGUAAGAGGAAAUUGGCUUCAAGCAAUUGAACAAUAUUAUCUGCAACACUCAAGCAAUCCAAUGAUGAAGGAUAUCUUAGAUGUUGGGUGCUCAGUUGGUGUAAGCACAAGAUUUCUUGCUGACAAGUUUCCUCGGGCCAAAGUAACUGGACUAGAUCUUUCACCUUACUUUCUUGCGGUAGCUCAAUUCAAAGAAAAGGAAAGAGCCCCAAGAAAGAACCCAAUCAGAUGGGUCCAUGCCAAUGGUGAAGCCACAGGCUUGCCUUCAGAAUCAUUCGACCUUGUUUCGCUUGCUUAUGUGCUCCAUGAAUGUCCGAGGAGAGCAAUAAUAGGCUUAGUCAAGGAAGCAUUCAGGCUUCUUCGGCCUGGAGGCAUGAUUGCUUUGACAGAUAACUCACCAAAAUCAAAGAUCAUUCAGGAAUUGUCUCCAGUAUUAUUUACAUUAAUGAAGAGCACUGAACCAUUUCUAGAUGAGUACUACCUCACUGAUCUGGAAGAGACAAUGAGAGAAGUUGGCUUUGUGAAUGUGCAUACAAUUCUUACAGACCCAAGACAUAGAACAGUUAUGGGGAUGGUGCCUUAAUAAUCAUCAUCUACUCCCACAGAAAAUCCAUCAGUUGCAUGGGUAACAACUGCAUCAAUGAUUGAGCUUUUGUUCUUUAACAUGUUACGUUUGUGUAAGAAAUUAGCUUGUAAGAUAUGCCUUAACCUAAUAAAACAGUUAAGGCUUGAGGAAUUUCCAUGCCCUUAGCUACGCAAAUUUUGUUUCUUUUUUUUUUUCAAUUUUCAUUUGUUUGAUUCGUUCCUCAUUUUGGGAGAAACUAAAUUGAUUUCUACUACUACUACUACUGUAUUUUUUUUGUAGACAAAAAACCGUAACAGAAUCUUUAUUUC